This is a messenger RNA of Kuraishia capsulata CBS 1993, 1860 nucleotides long. RefSeq lists its product as uncharacterized. Lineage: Eukaryota; Fungi; Ascomycota; Pichiomycetes; Pichiales; Pichiaceae. Gene Ontology annotation, biological process: nucleobase transport; transmembrane transport. The coding region runs from base 1 to 1860 and encodes 619 amino acids. Gene Ontology annotation, molecular function: nucleobase transmembrane transporter activity. The transcript has a single exon. The record is from RefSeq and is a predicted model, not a curated record. Gene Ontology annotation, cellular component: plasma membrane.
AUGAGUCGUCAAUGUCCCCGAUGCAUUAUUCUUGAUAACGAUCAAUUACUUGAUACUUAUAUAUCUGAUGGUCCGAGCCGGACCCCAUCAUUCUGCCCAUUAUCUUUUAGCCGAUCAAUUGGUUCGGUAAAACAAAAACUCUGGCAAACAAUGAGCGAAACUUUGAGUGUGGCCAGUGAAGCAAAUGUUAAGGCCAAGACUAUCAAACAAGAGUGGCAGGAGUUCAAGGGAGCUUUCACAUCCAUUGCGGGAUUCAAGAAGUUUGCAAUCCUCGAAAACUCGUCCCGGCUCGCCAACAAAGACCUGCGUCCAGUUCCUGAGCAGAACCGGACCUGGGCAUGGUGGAACUUCUUCGCAUAUUGGUUCAGUGAGUCCUGGGCCGUAUCCACGUGGAGUUUGGGAAGCUCCAUGGUUUCCGGUGGAAUGACGGUCAAAGCGUCGAUUUUGGUAUUCUUCUUCGCAAACGUGUUCCUGGUGUUUUUCAUCGUUUUGAACGCAAGGGCAGCCAGCAUGUAUGGCAUCGGCUUUUCCGUCUUGGCUCGGACUUCGUUUGGCAUCUAUGGCCACUACUUUCAGGUAGUGGUAAGAUCGAUUCUGGGAAUCAUCUGGGGAGGUGUACAAUUGUAUUAUGAGGGCCAGUUCAUCUCCAUCAUGUUCAGAUGUAUCUUCACCAGUUGGUGGACGUUGCCCAAUCACAUUCCUGCUUCGCAGUACACCGACACCAAGACAAUGGUGGCAUUCUUCCUUGCUUUUUUGAUCACCAUUCCUUUCACGGCUCUGCCUACACACAAGCUCAAACACAUUUUCUCCAUUAAGUGUGUUCUCAUGCCAAUGGCCGGAAUGGGUGUGGUUAUCUGGACGUGCACUCGCAACGGAGGUGUUGAUACUGGCAUUUUGGUGGAACCCGCGGCCAUGUCGCAGACCGCUUUUGCCUUCUAUGUGUUGUCUCAAUGCAACUCCAUUUGGGGAGCCACAUCCGCUUUAGUGGUGACAUCGCCGGAUUUGACCAGAUUUUCUAAGACCCCUUCUGCACAAAUCUAUGGAAAUAUGCUCGCUCUACCAGUGGCACAACUCAUUUGUGGUUGUUUUGGAAUUUUGAGCACUGCUGCCGUUUAUGAAAUGUGGGGAACUGCCUACUGGAACCCAUAUGACCUGCUGAAUGCCAUUCUGGACCAUCACUACAACUCAAAAGCCCGCGCCGGUAUCUUUUUCGCAGCAUUUUCGUUUUUCUUUGCAACACUGGGGACAUCAUUGGCGUGUAACAUCAUGCCUUUUGCCAUGGACAUGUCGUGUAUUGCUCCUAAGGUGAUCAAUACUGUUCGUGGUCAGCUUCUUUGUCUUGUGGUUGCAUUUGCCAUUGUUCCCUGGAGAAUUGUUUCCACUUCUAACGGAUUUCUGACGUUCAUGAGCGGCUACAGUAUCUUCCAGGGCAGUGUGGUGGGGGUCAUGAUUGUGGACUAUUUCAUGAGAAAGGGGAACAUCAAUCUUAACGAUUGCUAUCGCACUAGCAGAUCUGGUUCCUAUUAUUACUUCUACGGGAUCAACAUUCGGGCCUUUUUCGCCUUUAUCGCGGGCUUCGUGGUGCCUCUUCCAGGUUUCAUUGGAACCUUUGGAACGACCUCGGUAUCGACUGCUGCCACCUACAUUAACGAUAUGGGUUGGUUAAUGUCUCUGUUGUUCGGAAUAGUUGCCUACUUCAUUGCGUGUGUGAUAUUUCCUCUUCCAAACGUGGACAAGUCUGCUCCGUUCGAGUCUUACGUUAACCAUCAACCGGUUGAGGAUUUGUCGCUUUCCAGUGGAAAGUCCGACAUUGAAGCCCAAGAAAAGGAAGGGGCCACGUUUGGUGUUGUUGAGGUUUAG